AUGACUGAUAACAUCAGUUUUGCGCUCACUUUACCUCCGGCUUUUGGUUCUGCAUACGUCGGAGAGACUUUCUCAUGCACAUUAUGUGCAAACAACGAACUUUCAGCAGACUCUGAGCGUCAAGUCACGUCCGUAAGGGUAGACGCCGAAAUGCAUGCGCCGUCCGGUAUCAACACCCUUGAAGUGUCCCCGGCUGACCAGGAAGCUGUAAAAGUGGACCCUGGGGAAUCCUUGCAAAAAAUCGUCCGUUUUGAGCUUAGAGAAGAGGGUAACCAUACUCUUGCCGUGAACGUGAGCUACUCUGAAACUACGGUCUCCAAAGACCAGUCUGCGUCCAGUGGGCGUGUCAGGACUUUCCGCAAAUUGUACCAAUUUGUUGCACGGCCUUGCCUUGGUGUGCGGACGAAGGUGUCAAUCCUACCAUCUGCGGACUCUGGUGACUCUCAAUCACGGGCAGCGAGAUAUGCCCUCGAGGCCCAAUUAGAGAAUUUUGCGGAUGGGACAAUUACGCUCGAGACAGCUACUCUCAAUCCAAAACCGGCGUUCAUAUCCACAUCUCUCAAUUGGGACGCGAAGGGAUUAGGCAUGCGCCAUAGUGACAAGCCCAGUAUGGCGCCCCGGGACGUGUUGCAGAUCGCCUUCCAAGUCGAGCAGCAAAAGGAUGGUCCAGGUAAAGAAGUAACAAAGGAUGGCAGGACUCUGCUCGGGAAUUUGGAUAUUCAGUGGAUGACUGUCAUGGGAGACAGGGGGUUUUUGAGCACUGGUUGGCUAACAACGAAGAAGAAAUGA
Messenger RNA from Letharia columbiana, 789 nucleotides. RefSeq lists its product as uncharacterized. NCBI's taxonomy places the organism in Eukaryota, Fungi, Ascomycota, Lecanoromycetes, Lecanorales, Parmeliaceae. The transcript has 2 exons. Gene Ontology annotation, cellular component: TRAPPIII protein complex. The coding region runs from base 1 to 789 and encodes 262 amino acids. The record is from RefSeq and is a predicted model, not a curated record.